Monomorium pharaonis (pharaoh ant) is the source of this 4379-nucleotide messenger RNA. RefSeq lists its product as uncharacterized. The transcript has 4 exons. The coding region runs from base 212 to 784 and encodes 190 amino acids. The record is from RefSeq and is a predicted model, not a curated record. NCBI's taxonomy places the organism in Eukaryota, Metazoa, Arthropoda, Insecta, Hymenoptera, Formicidae.
CAUACAUGCAGUGCAUUAAUUUGCCCGAUAUGCUUAAUCUUGCUUGGCUAUCUGGGACGUACAACAGUUGAAAAAGUACUGGUCUAAUUUAAAACAACAAACUAGAAAUAUAUUAACUACUGAAAGACAAUCACGAUUCCUAACUGGAGGAGGACCACAGAAAAAUAUAAGUGAAGUUGAUCCGAAUAUUCAGGAUAUUAUUUUCAAUUUAAUGACAACGGCACCAACCAUUUCUUCAAGCAAUCUUUGCACACAGGAGUCCACAAAUCGACAAGAAAAAGUUUUGAAAGCAAUCCAACAGAAUUCUAAAAAUAUUGAUGAUAUGAUCAUUAACGAAGUACAUCCGAAAAACCAAGAAAUAUUAACUUCACCAUCCAUCGAAGUAGUAUUUGAUACAACGGGCGAAGAAAUAAACAACAAUAUAGAAGUUGCAUCAGACAUUGAUUCAACAUCUAUAGAGAGAGAAUCCAACAGUCAGUCUAGUGAUAUAUUUAUUGAAAAAGAAAAUGAAGCCUUAUUUGAUUUAAAGAAAAAUAAUAAACGUAUAAAUGACAAUUUGUCUUCUAAUUUAAAGAAGCAAAAAACGGAUAAAGUUACAUUAAUAUGUAAAAAAGAAAUAGAAUUAGCAAAUGUAAAAAUCAGUCAUAAAAUAGAGAUGCAUAAUAUUAAGAAAAACCGAGAAGAGUUUAUUAAUAAAGUAACAAAGGAAAAGUUAUUGUUAGAAAAAAAGGAGUUGCAAGAGAAAUACAAGCUAGCAAAGUUUCGUGCUCAAAAAGAGAUGUAAGUAAUUUUUUCAAACAAAAUAAUUCUAUUUUAAAAUGUUGUUUAAAUUUUAAGGGAGAACAUUAUGUCUCGGAUGAUAUUUAAUACUUAAUUGCAAGCACACGCAUAAGUGUUAUUUAAAGAGAUAUUAAGUUUUACUUUGUUUUAUUAUUUUAUUUUAUUAUUAAAAUAUAAAAUUAUUAAUUACAUAUUAAGUUGAUAUGUAUAUGCUGACAUAGAUGAUCUCGUUUUUUUUUUUAGUGUAAUUAUGUAAUGUCAGUAUGAUAUGUGAUAUGUAAAUCAGUUUGAUAUGUGAUAUGUAAACCAGUUUGAUAUGUGAUAUGUAAACAUAAAACCAAAAAUAAGUUACAUUGAAAUAAAUAUCGCACAAUGACAAUUUUCAUUUCCCCCACACGUUUAAAACGCAUUACACCACUGGCUUCUCAUUAAGUCAUGUCUCUUUCUUCUUUUCGUCAUCGCCACCUUUUAAUGCCGCGAGCUUUUAGAAUCUUUUCAACUUGCUCGCAAUUCAAUCUAUUGUAAAUGACAUGUAUCCAUCUUCUUGAUCUCACUGAGACUGAAUGUAGUUUUGCAAAAUCUUUAUAUCUUCUCUGUUUGUGUCGUAACUGACAAUGGAACAUUUUAUCCAAGCCUAAAUUUUAUGAACUCUGCUCUGAUUAUUUCGUAACAUGAUAAACAAUAAGUAUGUACAAACUUGGGUAAAAAUAGUGUCAAAAUUUGGAAUUUCCUUCUUCAAGUUUUUAACAAAUUGCUCAUUCUUGAGAAUCGACAUGAAAUAAUAUUGGGUAAUUCUAAAGACACAAAACAAUUUAUUAUUGUUAUAUUAUUUUUUCAAAAAAUAGAUACUUUGGAUAAAAUAUUCUGACCUUGUCUUUCACAAACAUCAAUGCUGCCACCGCUGCAUUCUCCAUUGAACGCAGCUAAUUUUAUAAUUGUCACCAGAGAGCACGGGCUCGAAGACAAAUUGGCGAACUCGAGAUGCGACGACACACCACAAUGCGUCCAACAUUUUCUUGACACCAUCUACAAGCAAAUUUUAGCAAGUGUUCGUCACAUGAACUUGAAAAUGUAGCUCGAAAAACAUUAUGAGAUUAAUAUAUUUAAAAUAAAAGACAAAAACAUACCGACUCAAAUUAUUACAAGAAAUUUCAACUUAUUAGAAGAAAAAUGUAUCGCAGUACAAUACAUUUUUCAAAAAUAGUCGCAUCUCCAAUAAAGAUCCAAUUCUGUUCUUCGGGCACUCCAAAGGAUAACAAUCGAUCCAAUGUGUGUGAAACUGAACUUUCCCAAAUCUAUUUUUUCGUUGCCGGACAAAAUUGUAUUCAAUACAUUAACAAAAUUGAUCAUCAUGGAACAAGACGUUUUAUCUUUACGACAGCUUAUCAAAUUAAGGGACCAUCUUAACUCUGUAAGUAUGUGGUAUAAAUGAAAUUUCGGUUGUUUACACUAAAACGGAAACAACUUGACGUAUUAUGUCUUUGCUCGAUUAAAAAAAGAAUAAAUUUCUUUAAUUACCUUGUUGCCUAUUAUUGACGCAACGCGACGCCAUUUUGCUCCACUCCGCUCCACUACUAAUUAAAUAAUUGUCGAACUACAUUUUGCCUAAUAACAUGACCAUCACCAGGUUGCCAAUGAGGUUCAUCGUAGGGCAGCUCCUCAUUAUUUUCAAUUGCUACAUUAGGUUCUGGUUCCUCUGGGAGAACGUCCUUGUAAUGUAGUGAUAAAUUAUGCAAAACUGCACAAGCUGAUACAACUCCAGUACAUGUUAAUAGUUUUAAUGAUAAUCCUUUUGAUAGACAAGGAAAUCGUCUUUUCCAUAUUCCAAAAGUUCUUUCAACAACCAUUUGUGUUCGUGAUUGAAUUUCAUUAUACCUGCAAAUAAAUUUUUUAUAGCACAUUAAUUUUUAUUGGUAUAUCUCCUAUAAUUUCUAGACAUUUGCCGCAAUUUUCUUUAUUAAUAAUUUUAUAAUUAUUUAUUAUUUAUUAAUUGGAAUUUUACAAAUCUGCUCGAUCAAGUUUAUUUCACAAAUAUAUUUUUUGUCGUAUUUUGUAAGAAUUUGGAAUAUGUAUUUUUUCAUUUCUAAAGUCAUAAAUAAAGAGAAUUGCAACAAGAAAUCAAAAGCCUUAAAACUUAUUAAAUUCUGCUUUCUUAACCUGUGUUCUUCAUCAUUUUGUGGAUUUCUGAACGGUGUUAGAAGAAAUGUGAGAGAAGGAUAUCCUGAAUCUCCAACUAACAUUCCUGUUAGUUCACGUUGUUGAAACCGCAUAAAAACUCGAGAAUUUUGGAAAAUUCGACUAUCAUGUUGACUUCCUGGCCAUUCGGGGACAAGAUCCAAAAAUUCCGUUCGUGGUCCUACAAUAGCCUUGAAUACAAAACAUUGUUACGUCCGGCGGGGCCAAGGAUCGAAUUGUUUGGUUUUAUCUAUUUAGUUUACUAUGAUUAUUUCUUAUUCUCUGCUCCGCCGAGCAGAAACGGAGAGAGAUCGCGAGGAACAGCGGGUAAGAGAAAAAAAAAAGAUAAAUUCUGGCGGAUUCUUUUAUUUGACUGAUUUAAUUGAAUUCCACUAUAGAAAUGGUGGCCUUGAUGACCGUGUUAGCGGCGACCAUCCUGUCAUCAAUAAUAGUGGGCUUUUGGUAGCCGCGCGGUGAGAGUCCGUGAAUGGUAUUCCCGUGGAUAUAGGCAGGGCCCGGAACAGUCGUUGGCAGAAAGAGUUCACGCGGUGAAGGCAAGGGCUGAAGCGGGGGUGCCGUCAGGGCUACCGGCAGCGGUCGGUCGAAAACACGGGGGUCAAACUCCCCGUGUUCCACCAGCUCGGCAUACAGCCGCCUCAGCUGGACCUUCCUACCGCCGCGCCUAGAUCUUCCCAUCUGCGGGGAAGAAUGCCAUUUCUUUGAUUCUCUCAAUUUAUUUUAUGUUUUCUACUCGGAAGUAAAUUUCGCGAUGGUUAACUCGUUGGUGAGAAUUUAAUUUCGCGUGUAUGCUAGCGGGUGGCACGACCGAUAGGUGCUUCGCGCGACGAAUUCUAGCGCUGGGUUUACUAGGAAGCGUGGACAGAGUGCGGAUCGAAGGACAUAUACCUCGCACCAUGAAUUUGGGUGGAGGCGCCUAGUAAAGUAGCGGCGCCGUAUUCGGCGUCCGCUCCGGUGCUGUCGGUUUGUCGGAACGCGAACGCGCGCCGACUAUCCCGCGCCCACGCUAAAGUCUUCCGACUUUCGCAGUGCCGGUUGAUGGGGAAGGGUGUACACUUUACAGCGCGCACCUUAACGCACCGUUGGCUGGCUGUCCUCGAAGGGAUAGGAGGGCGACAGGGAGAGAUAAGCGAAUGUGGCUGGCGAUCCUCCCGAUUGCCGCGAGAGAACGCAAACACGCUCACUCUGCGUGUGACGGGGGCCGCUGAGUUCCUUGCGGAACUACAGCUCAGCGCUAAGUUCGCCACUCUCACUGUCUGUGAGAGGAAGUAAAGUUUCCCGAGGGAUCGAAGCACCACCACUGUCGCACAACACUCCACGCUGAGCGAACGGAACGCACACACAAAAAAAAAAAAAGAAAAAAGAAAGAAACCUGCUUGUCACGAAUAUAAUUGCUUUAAUUAGAA